Dalotia coriaria is the source of this 1206-nucleotide messenger RNA. RefSeq lists its product as uncharacterized. NCBI's taxonomy places the organism in Eukaryota, Metazoa, Arthropoda, Insecta, Coleoptera, Staphylinidae. The transcript is spliced from 5 exons. The record is from RefSeq and is a predicted model, not a curated record. Gene Ontology annotation, cellular component: membrane. Bases 150 to 998 code for a protein of 282 amino acids.
CGACCCGCGCGACGUAUAAAUAUUACGGAUUGUUUCGGUCGAUCAGUCAGUUCGAGAAAAACUCAACUUGAGUUCACUACCAAUAGUUUUGUCUAUUGUUGACGGAAGUUUAGUCAAGAAGGAAGCAACAAGUGAUUUUGUGAUCAAAGAUGGCAUUCAAAUUUGGACUUUUGGGGGCUUUCCUUUUCGUCGCUGCUGUUUCAGCCGUUCCUUUAUCAAAUGAAAUUGAUGGAUCCGAAACUACGACCGAUACCUUAAAAUCUCUUUCAAAAUGUGCCGAAAAUGGCGGACUCACAGGAGUAGUAAACUGCGCUGCCGUCAGGACAUUGAGAUCCCUUCAACUUUUGACCAGACAACCAUCCUUGGAAAUUCUGCCAGGAGUAACACUAAAGAGCGAUGAUACUACAUCCCAGCGUGUAGGCAAAGAACUCUCUGAUGAAGAACUCCCGGCUAAUCCCGAAGAGCGCGCUGAUAAACUCUACGAACUCCUUUUGGAAAACAGCGCUAAAGCCAUCUCUGGUCGCACUCUGCAAGUGAAACUCCCUGAAGAUGUUGCCGUCAAUGUUGCUCGCUCUCUGGAAGAGGCCCGCAAGAAGAAGAAGGGUGGUAUGUUCCCAUUCAUGCUCAAGAUGGGCGGAAAAUUGGUUGCGUUGGUUCCUGCCGUUAUUGCUGGACUCGGUCUUCUGGCUACCAAGGCACUCAUUGUUGCUAAAAUCGCCCUGGUUCUUUCUGCCAUCGUAUUCUUCUCCAGCGGAUUCGGCGGAAAGGGCUCUUCAAUUUUGGGAUCCCUCGGAGGUUUCGGAGGUGGACAUGGUGGAUUCUCAGGUAAUAACUACAAUUAUGGUACUGGUUACGGCAGCUACAGUCCACCAACAUGGACUACUAACUCGGUUGGUAACUCAGGUUCCUACCCGUACGCUCGCUCCAUCGAUGUUGCUGAGAACGCUGCUUCUUCGUCAAACUCCGCACACGAUCUGGCUUACUCCAAACAGCAGUAGAGAGCGCCACGUAGCACAAAGCAGCAGAAAUAUAGCCUGCUUGAAUGUUACCUGUGUAAGAAUCUGACUUCAAACAUAAUCGAGUGUUCCACAUAGCGCAUAGCACUUUGACCACUAGUAUCUAGAGGGCGCAACGCGUCCGACGACCAGUUAUUUAUUACUUAGUAUAAUACAUACAGAAUGUUACACUAAAUUAAAUUAUUUAAAU